Molecule: messenger RNA, 951 nt
Organism: Penicillium cosmopolitanum
Lineage: Eukaryota; Fungi; Ascomycota; Eurotiomycetes; Eurotiales; Aspergillaceae
Product: class I SAM-dependent methyltransferase
Exons: 9
Coding region: 1-951 (316 amino acids)
Molecular function (GO): methyltransferase activity
Source: RefSeq, a predicted model, not a curated record
AUGGCGAAUAUCGCAGAUAUUGCAGAUAUACAGGUCGAUCCAGAUGUUAGCACUUCAUCCAGCGACUAUGAUAGUAUACGCAGUGACUUGACGUCUCUGACGGAGUCUGUUUAUUCCUACAUCUACGAGAAUGGGCGCACCUACCACGCUUACCGAUCCGGGUCUUAUUUCCUCCCCAAUGAUGAGCGGGAACAAGAUAGACUCGAUGUUUUGCAUCAUGUUUUCCGCCUUGUCCACGGUGGCGGCUUGUGUCAAACGGAACUCGAGCAUCCACAAAGAAUUCUUGACAUUGGCACAGGGACAGGCAUUUGGGCCAUUGAGGUUGGGGACCAAUUCCCAGGAGCAGAGGUUAUCGGUGUGGAUUUGUCACCGAUUCAACCCGGAUGGGUUCCGCCAAACGUUCGUUUCGUGAUCGAAGAUAUGAAUCAGUCGGACUGGAGCUUUGCUGAAGGCUCAUUUGAUUUGAUCCAUAUCCGAUGCCUCGCUGGUUGCCUUGAUGACUGGACUGCGUUCCUACGCCGGUGUUACGACCAUCUCAGACCCGGGGGCCGAAUUGAAGUGGCAGAUUGCUAUCCGCAUCUCGAAUGUGACGAUGACACAUGGUCAAAUGAUAGUUAUCUACGGACCUGGCAGACCGAGUACCACCGAAUAACCGGAGUCCAGGGUAGACUUUGGGAUUUGUCAACCUGCUUGAAAGAACUGGUCUCAGAAGCCGGAUUUGAGAAUGUCGAGUUGUCAGAAUUCCGAGUUCCGAUGGGGAGUUGGGCAAAGGAUCCAAAAUUGAAGGAGAUAGGGCGCUAUUUUCGGGCUCAGUUCAUCGAUGGUGCCGUGGAGAGCUAUUCGCUUGCUCUGUUCACACGGUUUGGGAAUUGGACAUCUGCCGAAGUGCAGGUCUUACUGGCUCGAGUGACCCUAACCGCAGGUGAUACUAUCACCUUCCGCAAUGACUGA